AUGGUUUACAUGGCUAAACUCCGGGAUCAGGAGAAACCUGUUGCUGUAAAGAAGUUACCUCUAUACACAAAGAAGUUUGAUCAAAUAACAAAUGAAGUGUAUGCGGGCCAAAAGUUGAAACAUGACAAUCUUGUGGAGCUAUUGGCUGUCUUUGACCCAAAUGUUCAAGGGCAACUUAAUUGGGAGAGGAGAGUUGGGAUCUGCCGUGGAAUAGCAAAGGGUCUGGAGUAUCUCCAUGAACUUGCAACUGGCAAAAUUAUUCAUAGAAAUAUAAAAGCCAGUAAAGUUCUUCUUGAUGAAGAUUUUAACGCCAAGUUAUCUGACUUAGGACUAGCAAUGCUUUAUGACGAGGAUGAGCCGCAUGAUUUUCUCCAAAAAAUAGCUGCAGCGGUUACAUACAUGGCACCUGAGGUGCUAAAGAAGGAAUCCGUAACAGAUAAAGCUGAUGUUUUCAGUUACGGGAUUGUUUUGCUUGAAAUAAUUAGUGGGCAGAGCGUUGCUUGCGAUGAGGAUGUCCAUGGAAAAGACGCGGCUGGGGGCCGCAAAGGGGACAAGCGACCUGAAGGAAGAGGUCGCGAAGCUGAAGCAGAGCUUGGAGUCCGUCGAAGCGGAAAGAACACAUGCUUUUGA
Pistacia vera is the source of this 630-nucleotide messenger RNA. Its product is annotated as putative receptor-like protein kinase At4g00960. Lineage: Eukaryota; Viridiplantae; Streptophyta; Magnoliopsida; Sapindales; Anacardiaceae. Gene Ontology annotation, molecular function: protein kinase activity; ATP binding. The transcript is spliced from 5 exons. The record is from RefSeq and is a predicted model, not a curated record. Gene Ontology annotation, biological process: protein phosphorylation. The coding region runs from base 1 to 630 and encodes 209 amino acids.